Molecule: messenger RNA, 789 nt
Organism: Epithele typhae
Lineage: Eukaryota; Fungi; Basidiomycota; Agaricomycetes; Polyporales; Epitheliaceae
Product: ribosomal protein S5 domain 2-type protein
Exons: 3
Coding region: 1-789 (262 amino acids)
Biological process (GO): rRNA catabolic process; poly(A)-dependent snoRNA 3'-end processing; U4 snRNA 3'-end processing
Cellular component (GO): nuclear exosome (RNase complex); nucleolus; cytoplasmic exosome (RNase complex)
Source: RefSeq, a predicted model, not a curated record
AUGAGCUCCCGCAUAGAGAUCCUCAACGACGGUGGUUUUCGCUCCGACGGCCGCAGGCAGUACGAGCUGCGCGACAUCACCAUCGACCUCUCCCAGCAUGGAACCGCGGAUGGCUCCGCUCUCCUCACCCACGGUCUCACCCAAGUUCUCGUGACCGUCUUCGGCCCAAGAGAGGCCAAGAUGCGUUCCCAGACUCUGCACCAUCGCGCCGUCCUCAACGUCGAGAUGAGCGUCGCGCCAUUCAGCACCGGCGAGCGGCGAAAACGCUCGCGCGCGGACAGGCGGAUCCUCGAGCUCGCCUCCAUGAUCGCCUCCACCUUCGAGCCCGUCGUCCAGACCUCCCUCUACCCCCGCUCCCAGAUCGACAUCUACGUCCACGUCCUCCAGCAGGACGGCUCCCUCCUCCCGGCCUGUAUCAACGCCACCACCCUCGCGCUCGUUGCCGCCGGGGUACCGCUCCACGACUUCGUCUGCGCCGUCACUGGCGGGGUCCACUCGACGUCCCCUCUCCUCGACCUCACCACGCUCGAAGAAAAUGACGUGCCGUUCGUGACCGUCGCCGUCAUGCCCCGCACUCGAAAAGUGACGCUCGUCACGAUGGAGACUCGCCUGCACGUCGAGCGGUUCAAGGAGCUCUUCGAGCUUGCGUGCGAGGCCGGCCAGACGAUCCACAAGGAGAUGCGGCUCGCCGUCAAGGACCGCACGACAGCGCUUGUCGGUGCGAUGGACGCGGGGACGAAGCCGGCCAUGCUCGACGAGCGCGAUGUAGUGAUGGACGACAGAAUAUAA